UUACAAAUUCAACGUUUUUCUUACCUCCAAUUUAACUUUUUGUAUAUUUACUCUUUUAAAUAAAAAACAUGAAUUCAGGCAGUUCAUCCAAUAAUGUCUUUCCACAUGCGUCGCUGCCGCCCUUGCGAGAUGAAACCGAGGACCUACCAAGCUACGAAGAAACACUAGAAACGAUUUCCCGCAAACAAUACAUAUUGAAAUAUCCGCAGCUCUUGUCCCGCACAAUACAUGCGAUAGAUUCUGAUACAGGGAGGCCCGGGUAUAUGAAAAAGGCUAAGGGGUUGUCGAUAUCAAAAACACAGUUUUACAAAAUGGACAGUGGUGCGGCAACAGCGGCAGGGUCUUUAAUGUGGAGUUGUCAGAGGGAGAGACAGGGGUUUGAACUUGUGUUUAGUCGACCAUGUGCUUCAGAGCCUCGGUCACGGUCUAGGCCAGCGUCAGCACUAGAGUCUACGUUGAUACCUCCAUCUCCAGCGGCACCAGAUGUUUUGAUGCCGGACCUGGUUGAAGAUGAUAUAGGCACCCAGAUACUAUUGGACAACAAGGAAGCAGAGCAGCAGGAACAGAAUACCAGAGAGUACAGGAACGAAGAGGCACCGCCGCCAGCGUACGAAGAAAACGAACCCAAUCGGUUAGAGGAAAUACGUCUGAUUUCCACCAACCCCUUUCCAUUCACCUAUGAUUUCACAUUUCCUGAAGACCAAGGCAAUCGGCUGCGGUGGACGCGUAAUCAGGAGGCGAAGGAUGCUGGCGAGGUGUCGGAGGAGCGGCCAUGGAGAGAGUUUGUUUGCGUGGAGAGGUUGACUGGUCGAAUGUUGGCUGAGGUUGUAAGGCGUAAAAAGAGGGAUCCGACUUUGGGCACUUUGGUCAUCCAUGGUGAUUUGGACCCUGGGUUGCAUGAGCUUUUGGUUUUUUCGGCGGUAACUGUAAUUGAGGAGUACCCAAUGAGGUGCCUAGCUUAUUUGGGUCGCGGCGAGUCUUAGUGGUUUUAAAACAAGAUUAUAUGGCUUCUUUAAUAUUGAUGUGACAUUGUCUUUUACUUGUU
Kickxella alabastrina is the source of this 1045-nucleotide messenger RNA. RefSeq lists its product as uncharacterized. NCBI's taxonomy places the organism in Eukaryota, Fungi, Kickxellomycota, Kickxellomycetes, Kickxellales, Kickxellaceae. The record is from RefSeq and is a predicted model, not a curated record. The transcript has a single exon. The coding region runs from base 69 to 983 and encodes 304 amino acids.